Molecule: messenger RNA, 1899 nt
Organism: Melanotaenia boesemani (Boeseman's rainbowfish)
Lineage: Eukaryota; Metazoa; Chordata; Actinopteri; Atheriniformes; Melanotaeniidae
Product: L-amino-acid oxidase-like
Exons: 7
Coding region: 13-1581 (522 amino acids)
Biological process (GO): amino acid catabolic process
Molecular function (GO): polyamine oxidase activity; L-amino-acid oxidase activity
Source: RefSeq, a predicted model, not a curated record
AAACUCAACCAGAUGGAUCUCCCUGCAGUGAAACGGAGUUCAUUUACUUUUCUGCUGCUGCUCAGUCUGCACCACAUCCUCUCUGCUGAAAUAACCCUGAAGGAACAGCUGGCUGAUUGUUUGAAUGACACCGACUAUGGAGAACUACUGCAGAUAGCGCAGAAAGGCCUCACACCUAUAAAUUCUUGCCGUCUGCAUGUUGCCAUUGUUGGAGCUGGGAUAGCUGGACUGACAGCAGCUAAACUUCUUAAAGAUGCAGGACAUACGGUGACCAUACUGGAGGCAAGUGGACGAGUUGGAGGCCGGGUGGAGACCUACAGGGAUAAAGAUGGGUGGUACGUCGAACUGGGUGCCAUGAGGAUCCCAAGUACUCAUCAUAUCCUCCACACGUUUAUCGACCAUCUGGGGAUCCAGCUGAAUCCCUUCAUCAUGGAUGACAACAACACCUUUGUCCGAGUGAAUGGGAAGACACACCGAACCUCUGAAGUGAAAAAGAACCCAAACAUCCUGAACUACAACUUGCCACCAAAUGAAAAAGGAAGACCAGCCAGUGAACUGCUAUACGAAGCUUUAGAACCGGUGAGAGAAGAAGUGAGGAAACAUGGGUGUGAAGCUAUGUUACAAAAGUUUGACCGCUUCUCUGUCAAGGAAUAUCUGGAAGAAGAAUCUAAUUUGAGUCAAGAGGCGAUCAGGUUGAUGGGCGACAUGCUGAAUGAAGACAGCCUCAUGCCUCUGGCUCUGACUGAGAUGAUUUACCUGGAGAAUGACAUCAACGACCAAACUUCGUACGAUGAGGUGACAGGUGGGACUUAUCUUAUCACCGAUGCUUUUCAUAAACUCCUCAUUAAUCAAAUCCAUUUAAAAGCAAAGGUUCUGCAUAUUAACUAUUCAGAUGAAUCCAUAAUGUUGGGGUAUCAGAAAGACCAGAAAUAUCAGAAGCUUGAAGCUGACUAUGUCCUGGUAACGGCGUCUGCUAAAGCAGCUCUGUUGAUUGACUAUGAUCCACCUCUCUCCACUAAAAAGAUGGAGGCUCUGAGGUCAGUCCACUAUGGAAGCUCCACUAAAAUCAUUCUUACCUUCAGUGAAAAGUUCUGGGAAAAAGACGGCAUCAGAGGAGGAAAGAGCAUCACAGACCGUCCAUCUCGUUUCAUCUACUACCCCAGCCACAGUUUCCCAGACAAACACAACAUCGGCGUCCUCCUAGCUUCGUACACCUGGGCUGAAGACUCUGACCUCUUCUUAGCCUUGAGUGAUGAAGACCUGAAACAGGUGGUUCUGAAGGAUUUGGCCCUGAUCCACGGCGACCAGGUCAGGAAUCUCCUCACCGGGGUAAAGGUGAAGAAGUGGAGUCUGGACCCAUACAGCAUGGGUGCCUUCGCUCUCUUCUCACCAUAUCAGCACCAGCAGUAUGCUGCGGAGCUCUUCAGGAAUGAAGGAAGGGUACACUUUGCUGGGGAGCACACAGCCUUUCCUCACGCUUGGAUUGAGACCGCUAUGAAGUCUGCGAUCAGGGCGGCCAAGAAUAUUAACAACCUGGGAUACCAGCAGUCAGGCAAUUGUGAAGCCAGGGAUGAGCUCUAAAGCCACAAGUCUGGAAUCUAUUAUCCUCUUUUAUUGUUGCUGCUGAUUCAUUUUCCUUCAUAUUCGUGGCAUCAGAUCCUACCACGACACGUUCACUUGUUCUUUUCUUAUCUAAAUCUCUUAGUGUUGGUGCAUUGUUUGCUUGUUUGUUCUCUUUUAGUUGAGAUUGAUUGAUUUAAAUUGACAAAUAGCUUAAAACCUGUUUGUCUACAAGUCUUUUAACUUCUAAUUUUAGCUUCCUCUGCGAAUAAUUGAAACUGGAUAACAGUUCUAAUCUGUUUUUGUGUUCGCUUGGGAGAAAACUGAUUAUUUUAUACC